AUGCUUGGGCAGGAAGUUAAGCAAUGUUCAGCAAACGAAGUUGAAGUCAAAUCUGCAGAUACGAACAAUGGCUGCACGAAAAGGCCUGAAGAUGUUGCCAGCGUCGACGUCUACACCGCAAAAGGUCUCCUCAGCGUAGGUCACCGUUAUCUGGAUGUCAGGUUGAUCUUGAAAUUAAGGGAUCGAUGCCACAGUGGAGGCAGAUCACUUAAAGCUUGUGUUGAUAUUCUCAAUGAAGGUUUCCAGCAUGUGACGAACAUGGAGGGGGGCUACUCUGCAUGGGUGGACAGUGGACUUGCCCAUGACAAACCCACUGAAGACUUAAAAGUCGCUUGCAAGUUCCGUCCUUGA
Molecule: messenger RNA, 351 nt
Organism: Prunus armeniaca (apricot)
Lineage: Eukaryota; Viridiplantae; Streptophyta; Magnoliopsida; Rosales; Rosaceae
Source: the annotation of a GenBank genome assembly